AUGAAACGUCCCAAGAGCCCCGACUGGCUGGACGGCAGCCCUGCCCGCAAGAAUCAGGAGGGGCAGGAGGAGGAAGAAGAGGAGGAGGAGGAUGAAGAGGAGAGGAAGGUGGGGGCAGGAUACAGGGCCAAACGGGAGCGACGUCAGAGCAGCGGCAGCGGCAGCAGUGCCACUAUGUGCCAGGUGUGCAACAUACAGCUCAACUCCAGCGCCCAGGCCCAGAUCCACUACAGGGGGAAGACGCACCAGAGGCGGCUGCGCCGACUCGCAAAGGCUGUCAGCACAGGUGCACUGUCCCAGAGUCAGGUCCACCCGCUCCUGGGGUCCUUGCCUCUGCCAGGUCGAGCCCUCCAGCCGCAGACUCACGCCCAACUGGAGCACUUUCUGCCGCUCAGAGUCAACGGCUCCUCGCCACUCAGCCUCUUCCCCAAUUUCAACACGAUGGACCCAGUGCAGAAGGCAGUGAUCAACCACACCUUUGGCAUGGCCCCGCCCAAGAAGAAACCUAUCAUCUCCUGUAACAUCUGUCACCUGCGCUUCAACUCCACUACCCAGGCAGAGGCCCACUACAAAGGUCACAAGCAUGCUCGCAAGCUAAAGGCCUUGGAGACCCAAAGGAACCGGCAGAGGAACGGACACAGUCCAUCCACAACGGGAAAAGACAGAGAGAGGGGGAUGAUGGGAGGAGGAGCGGUGCCAACGGACUCACAUGUGAAAGACAAAAAAGGCCCAAGCACCUCUUCUCAACCUGCAGCCCAGCAAACUGAAAACGCCCAGGGGACUUCACUGGCAGAUACUUCUUCCUCGCAGCUUUCAUCAACGGACUCCUCCUCCGCACUCCGCUCUCCUCAGCUGUCCCCACAAGUCCCCCCUGCCUCUCAGCUUUCUGAUCUAGCCUCAGAGAGUCCCCAUGUGGACGGGUGCAGCCCGGCCACCGGUUCAGCCCCACGCUCUGACCUUCAGGGAAGCUCCACGGGAGGUGAGGAGGAGGUGGCGAAGGUGGACGAGGCUAAAGCGGCCAAGAGCAACAAAAAACAACAUCUUCACUGUCCUACGUGCAAAGUUACGGUCAAUUCCAGCUCCCAGUUGGAGGCUCAUUGUAGUGGCUCAAAGCACAAACAGAUGCUGGACGGUCAGAACAGCAGCCACUCACAACGCAGGGUCAAGAUGACAUCAUUGCCCAGACCCACCUGUCGAAUUAAGCAGCGAAUGGGCAGCAAGACCAGAGCGGUUGUUGGUGUAUCCAGCCAGCCCUUUCACUGUGAAUUGUGCCAGGUGUCUGUCAACUCAGAGACACAGCUGAAGCAGCACAUGAACAGCAGGAGACAUAAAGAGCGUUUGGCUGGGAAGCCUGUCAAGGCAAAGUUCACCCCCUAUAAUAAACUACAGCCCAGUGCUGUCUUAGCGACUAAACUGGCCCUGCAGAAGCAGCUGUCCAAGGCCCUGCCAGCAGGUUUCCUGACCAGCCCUCUCAAUCCAGCUGCCUUGUGCACCAUGGCGCCCGGACCCUUGGCACUACGGCUGCCAUCAGGUCCCACGGCCAUCAUACAGGGUCCCCUGAUCAGCCCCACGCUCUUCAGGCCUGCCCCAGGACCUCUGAGGGCCACACAUGCACCCAUUAUCUUCUCUCCUUACUAG
Molecule: messenger RNA, 1638 nt
Organism: Seriola dumerili (greater amberjack)
Lineage: Eukaryota; Metazoa; Chordata; Actinopteri; Carangiformes; Carangidae
Product: zinc finger protein 385C-like
Exons: 8
Coding region: 1-1638 (545 amino acids)
Cellular component (GO): nucleus
Molecular function (GO): nucleic acid binding; zinc ion binding
Source: RefSeq, a predicted model, not a curated record